UCCUUCCCCGGGACGGUUUUGAUGUCACUCCAGUGUCUGCACUUUGCCAGUGCUAGCCGCUUCUUUGUAGUAAAGUUUUAUCAUUAUAAAGUGUUCUUCUCUACCUCAGCUGCUACAAGAUGGCGGGAAACUUUUGGCAAAGUUCUCAUUAUCUGCAGUGGGUUCUCGACAAACAGGACCUGAUGAAAGAGCGCCAGAAGGAUCUGAAGUUUCUCUCAGAAGAGGAGUACUGGAAGCUGCAGAUUUUCUUUGCAAAUGUGAUCCAGGCUUUGGGGGAACACCUGAAGCUGCGACAGCAGGUCAUUGCUACCGCAACUGUUUACUUCAAACGCUUCUAUGCCAGGUAUUCCCUGAAAAGUAUAGACCCAGUGCUCAUGGCUCCUACCUGUGUCUUCCUGGCUUCUAAAGUUGAGGAAUUUGGAGUUGUGUCCAAUACCAGGCUGAUCUCGGCAGCAACAUCUGUGUUGAAAACAAGAUUUUCCUAUGCCUUUCCAAAGGAGUUCCCUUACAGAAUGAAUCAUAUAUUAGAAUGUGAGUUCUACCUUCUGGAGUUGAUGGACUGCUGCCUGAUAGUGUACCACCCCUACAGACCACUGUUGCAGUAUGUGCAGGAUAUGGGACAGGAAGACAUGCUGCUGCCCCUGGCCUGGCGAAUAGUGAAUGACACAUACAGGACGGAUCUGUGUCUGCUCUACCCUCCAUUCAUGAUUGCCCUGGCCUGUCUUCAUGUUGCCUGCGUGGUACAGCAGAAAGAUGCCCGGCAGUGGUUUGCAGAGCUCUCUGUUGACAUGGACAAAAUCCUGGAGAUCAUCCGUGUGAUUCUAAAGCUCUAUGACCAGUGGAAAAACUUUGAUGACAGAAAGGAGAUAGCUGCCGUUCUCAACAAGAUGCCAAAGCCCAAACCUCCUCCUAACAGUGAAAGUGACCAGAGCUCCAAUGGAAACCAAAGCAACUCCUACAGCCAGUCCUAGCGUGGCGUCUAUAUUUCCGUGGGAAUCCAUAUAUUUAAUUUUAAAAUGUCACACAGCACAACCUUUUGUGACGUUAGCUUGGGGGGGGGGGGGUCCUUUAUCUACGCCCAGCAAGCUCUCGAGAGCCACAUCUUCACUUUUCGCCUUCGGUGAUCAAUAUGGGUUCAUGGAUUCAGCGAGCAGCCACUGAAAUGCCUGCAGUGAGCAGCCAAUCUGUGACAACAGUUUUGUCUUCUCAAUGCAGUUCUGUACUCUGCUUCAGACUUAAAAUGAACUCAUAACUGAUGAACAUUUGGGGGUAAGGAGAGGGGAGCUGGGAAUGUGGGAACACUGAUAAAACCAAUGUGGUGGUUUAAUAGAAACCUGCUUUAAGGUCAUUGUGAUGAUCCUGACAUCCUUGAACAGCCCAGAGGAGCAAGUCCUUUCAUGUGGAGCUCCGUGGGAUUCGAGAAAACUUGAUCACAAGGUUUGUGUGUUGUGUGUGUGUGUGUUCGUUCCUCAGGGACUAUAAUAGUCUGUAAAAUGGUUAGAUCCUGUGCAGAUCUGAUUGGAUACCACCCUGUGUAACUGUGAUGUGAUCGGAUACCUCUGCCCUGCGAGGUCUCUGCUGGUUGAUCAUGAACCAUGGCAGGAUAAAGCCCAGGAGAAGUUCCUUGUUAGGGUAGAUAAUAACUCUUUGAAUCCAAGAAUUUACUGUUUUGAAUCAUGACAACUUCACCUCCUCCAUUCCAUUCCCUCUUUCCUUUUGUAGAUAGCCAUAUAAUUCUAUUCAUUUGUUUUAUCUUACAUGUUUUGGUUUAAUUAUGGAAACUUAAAUUGGAAAUUUUCAUUUGUUCUGCUUUAGUUGUAGAAUAAUGUGUUGCAUAAAGCUAUAUUUUGUAAAUAUUUUGUUUUUGAAUUGUCAAAGAAUGGCUUUUUGGACUAAACGUAAACCACAAUCGUUCUAGAUUUGUCUGCAAACUUUUGGUUGUAUAUUAUUUUCAAUCUAUCGUCUGCCAUCUAUUUAAUUGCUGAAUUGUGACAAUAUAUUUGUGUCCAAACUUUUGACUGGUACUCUAUACCUGUAGAUGUCUCUAUAUUUUUGUGAUCUAAUACAGUGGGAGUUGUGUGUGUGUGUGGCUGUACUCUAAACAAGGUGCUUUAAAGCCUUACAAAAUGAAAGCUGCUGGGUACAGAGAGAACCCUUUAUAAAAGCACAUUGUCCAGUUCAGUCAAAUUGUAAAAUGUAAUUUAGGGCUGGAUGUUGUAUUGCUUUGAUGCAUCUUCAUUUGUUCACCUCAUUUUGUCGCUAUUGGAAGAACAACUAACAAGGCACAAAAACAUGGUGUUAAAUGGCCACUAGACAUCACUUGGCCUCAGAGAAGCCACGGAGGCAGGUUGGAUGCAGCCUUGUUCUGCCUUUGCCGCCGGGCAGUUUCCUCCCUUCCAGCAGCUCCAUCUGUUACAUGACAUGUUCUCAUGAAUGGGCGUGAGACUGUAGAGGGCUUCACCCAACCUAAAUAAUCCUACUAGUCCUGGUAAAAACGUUUUCCACAAUUGAUUUAUUACUUGAAAGUCUGUUUAUCAGUUUUGGAGGAUCAUUUAUGGUAAUAAAAAUGUA
Etheostoma cragini (Arkansas darter) is the source of this 2571-nucleotide messenger RNA. RefSeq names its product cyclin C (gene ccnc). Gene Ontology annotation, cellular component: mediator complex; nucleus. The record is from RefSeq and is a predicted model, not a curated record. Lineage: Eukaryota; Metazoa; Chordata; Actinopteri; Perciformes; Percidae. The transcript has 12 exons. Gene Ontology annotation, molecular function: cyclin-dependent protein serine/threonine kinase regulator activity. Gene Ontology annotation, biological process: positive regulation of transcription by RNA polymerase II. Bases 120 to 971 code for a protein of 283 amino acids.